Molecule: messenger RNA, 654 nt
Organism: Penicillium taxi
Lineage: Eukaryota; Fungi; Ascomycota; Eurotiomycetes; Eurotiales; Aspergillaceae
Exons: 2
Coding region: 1-654 (217 amino acids)
Source: RefSeq, a predicted model, not a curated record
AUGGUUUUGGGAGUCGUGAUGAUCGCAACUAUGUUGCCUACUAUGAUAGGUCUGAAUCAGGCUACUCAGAGUACACGAGACCAGGAGGAAGAUCGAAGGGCCAACGCCCGCAAAACCCGCACCCACCUAAUGGCAACAUGCACCCUGGAUCAAGGAACUCUGGAGCAACGCAAAGAGAUACACAACGCCCACGUCCAGGUGGGUCUGGACGGCAAACUCUACAUCACCAAACAUCCUAGUUCCACGAUGGUGCCGUUCAAUGGUGGCUACUUCACUCACCCCGAGUUUCCGCCGGAGAAUACGGCCGGCAUGGUAACUGUCAGUGGUGAGGAAACCCCCACCCUUCGAUGGGUGUUCCUUGAUGCUCUUACCCAUGAGCUACGCUGGGGUGGUCGGGAUGAAUCUGCCGGCCAGAUUUGUGGUCCCUACGAUUGGACUAAGGACGAGCUCUACAUGACCCUCGAUGGCUGGGAAGGAUGGCUGGCAGUACGAUUGCCAGAAGAUGAGGAUCAGGCUGAGGGUGACGGUGAAGAUGAUGAGAUUACCAAUGGGCGUUGGAGGUUGUAUUUUGAUCAGAAUGAUAAUGGGGCCGAUCUCCCAUCGGGGGCGCAAGUACUCGAGAUUCGACUCAAGCGAGUUCUAUCAGAUUCCUGA